GCUAUGUUGUGUUUAUUCCCAUGCUCGUUCAGCCAAUGGAGUAGUUGCGCGUGCAUAUCUCACACGGCUGUCGAUAGAUCUCAUCUGUUUCUGUAAAUGAAGACUAAGCGUGUUAAAAACUACAGGAGGACUAUUGACUUGUACGAUACUCAUUUUGGACUGAAAACUAAUCCACUUGAAAUACUGGUUGACAGUACUUUUGCACGACAAGCAUUAGUACAACAGCUUCACAUUGAGCAACAAUUCAAGUGUACACUUUCGUGCGAAUUUAUUCUGGUUACAUCAUCAUGUAUUAUUCUCGAGUGUGAAAAACUAGGUCAGUUGUUUUCCGGUGCACUACAAAUUAUUCAACAAUACAAAGUUCUGAAGUGUACACACAAAGUUCAUAAAGACACAUCUGCCUUUUCAUGCAUAAAAAGGAGAAUUCUCACUGCACGGUCAAAAAAAUGCUCCGAAACUAAGUCUAGAAAGGGUAGUUUGUUAUUUGCUCUAGCUUCUAAUGACGAGUUACUGCAACAGUAUGCCAGGACUGUCCCUGGAAUGCCGAUAUUCUUCAUUGCUCACAAGCGAAUCAAUUUGGAGUCUAUUCCUACUCCGGUUUCGUUAUUGCUUCAACAAAAGGCUACACGAGCACCGGACUUGACACUUUCAGAGGUGAGUUUUGUUAAAAGUUUCAGGUUUGUCCUAACUUCAUUUUAUGAUGCUUUAUUGGGAAAUAAAAUAGGCACUAGUUUAUUUCCCAGUCUUUCUCAUCAUGCUGGUAAGGUAUCAGAAUUACUGAAUAUUUCACUAAUUUGCUAGAGUAUAGUUGUGUUUUGUAUAUUUAGGUGUAGUUAAGUGCCGCUGAUCCUCAAUUCCUAGGAUUACAAAGGCGUUACAGUCGCUUCAAAUUAAUUUAAUUGGAGGUCUAACUAUCAAAUAAAUGUCAAGACGUCUCGUUUUUCAUAAAAUGUGCUGUUUCUUGGCCAAUUACUUGUCCAGUUAUAUCAUGUUAGUGUGAACACAUUUUCGCGAUUACCCAAAUUAUAAUCAGUGUAGUAAAAUAAAACAAUUUUGUGACAGAUUUGGUUUUUCCGAAGAAAGUUUUACACGUAGGAAGAAGACCAAAGGACCCAACCCAUUAUCGUGUAAGCAAAAAUUACACAAACCCCACAUCCUAAAAAGAACGACAACUAAACGAAAGCGAAAACGUAUCAAAAUGACAUGGGCAAUGAAGCAAGUCGUAGAACGUUUGAAAACAGAACAAAGUAGCAAAGAUGCGUGAAGUAUAUUAAACACAGAGUCCCAUUUAUUAUGUAUUUUUUUCACCCUUUACUAUCAAUAAAACCAUUCGAUAUUAUAUUUUUUCUCAGUAGUGGAGAAAAAAGGUACUUGCGUACACAACCAAUCUCAUUGCUACACCAUAAUAUGAUACAUUAUCAUAAGAAUUUUAUUUCAGACAAAAUCUUAUGAAGUAACUAUACAAUAUUGUACAAUUUAGAUACAUUAUAUUCACAAAUAUAUGUACAUCGACGACCAAA
Molecule: messenger RNA, 1520 nt
Organism: Schistosoma haematobium
Lineage: Eukaryota; Metazoa; Platyhelminthes; Trematoda; Strigeidida; Schistosomatidae
Product: Small subunit processome component
Exons: 2
Coding region: 97-801 (234 amino acids)
Cellular component (GO): nucleolus; small-subunit processome
Molecular function (GO): small ribosomal subunit rRNA binding
Source: RefSeq, a predicted model, not a curated record